AUGUCAUCGCCAGCAUCUUCUCCAGCAUCUUCAGCUCCAAGCCCUCCGAAGCGAACUCCCCGAAAGGCCGCGCCUCGGGGCAAGUGGAGCGAGGAGCAGUUGUUGACGAGCGACGAGUCCGUCCUUAUCGAUGCUGACCUAGUGAAGAUCCUGGCUAGACCCGAAACAUGGGACAUUCUUGAAGAAGACGAGAAACGCGAGAUUCUAGCUCUCCUCCCCGCAGAUACCCACCCAGCUUCAGAGCUUCCACCAGACGACAUCGACGCAAAAAUCCCCCCACUUCCGGAUUCGUUCGUUCGUUACUCUAAUAACUGGCGUGAUGGCAUUCGCCAGUUUCAAAUUGAUCUCCAGAACGGCCGAUUCGACCCAGAAUGGCUGCGCCAGGCUGAGACCGCGCGGCGGAAACGGGAGAAGGGCGACUUUGACUCCUUCAAGGAGCGCGAGUUCGAGAAGUUCUGGGGUCAGAAGCAGAGGACCGACAUGUCUGUGAUGUCGGGGGAGAGCUCAAAGAUCAAGCUCACCCAGCUUAUUGAAGCGGGUGUCUUUUUAGUUGGGGAUAUCUGGCGGUUCGGCUACGUCUGGGGCAAGGGACCCGACCGAGUGACUAUCGACAAAGAAGUCAGGAUACAUGAAAUCAAGGGCCAAAAGCUUUCGUUCGUCGUCCCUACCGGUCAACGGGUCUUUCUCCACUCGCAUGCGGUCACCAAAGAGCGAAAGGCAGAUUCUCUCCAAUACAAUGACUAUGACAUGGAUAUCCCUCAAAAGACAGAAUCUUCAGUGAAUGAGGCAUCUGAAUCAAAACCUAAAGAAGAGUUCUGCGCGACCGACAACCUGCAGAUAGAGGAGCUUCAACCUAUGGAAGGUCUCCAAGAAACGAAUACAACUCUAAAGCUGGAAGAGCCAGUUCCAGAAACCAAGCAAGAAGAUCCUACCGAUGGUGAGGCACUGAGAGUGCCAGCCAAACCGGAAGCAAAAACCCACAAUGAGAAUGGAUCGGUCCAAGUUGUGAUCGUUAGCCCACGGCAUAAUUUGACUACGGCCGAGCAGGGAUUCAAACGACCGGCACUACUUCCUGCCGUUGAACCUCCUGCGAAACGGAAGCGCGGACGUCCCAGGAAGCGUCCCCCUUCGCCUGUACCAGAGGUUGAACCUGAGGCGGAAACCCUGCCUGAACCUGGACCUGGACUUGACAUUGAGCCUGAGCGUGAGUCCAGAGUUCAGGUUAUAAUUGGAGCUAGGAAUUCUAGACUCCCACGAAAAGAGAUACUCUCACAAAUUCCUAUCCCUCCACCUGUUCCCGUGACUGCACCCGUAUCGUCCACAAACCACGACGCUAUGGAGUUGACAGAGCCCAAGCCCAAGCCUGAUGGGCCUGAAGCAAUGUCAUCACCCCUUUCACCAGCCCAGUCAAUCUCCCUAUCGUCACCACUAUCUGAACCCCCCGAAGGGUUCAUCAAUGACUUUACCGACGAGCGCAUCGAAGAACCCGUCAUCGAGCCUACUGAAGAGCUUGUGGACGAGCCUAACGAAGAACCUACCGAAGAGACAACGGGAGAGCACAUUGAACAACCCGUUGAAGAACCAAUUGUAAGGACUGCUGAAGAGCCCAUCGAAACCCCCGUCGAACAGCCAGCUGAAAAGCUCAUCGAAGAGCCUACACAACCUCCGUCUGAAGUGCAGACGACUUCUGACGAGCCCCUCGAAAUAAUCUUACCUAACAUCUCAACGCCGAUGGUCUUGGUCCGCGAGAUCCUCAAAAUCGACGGCCGGAAGGCAGAUAGUCGCACUUCCAAUUCCUGGAAAGAGAUUCGGUGUUAUCGCAAGAAUCAGGACAUGGGUAGUCUCUUCGAUGUGAGAUUAGCCUGGUUCUCCAAGCGGAAAUGA
Penicillium cataractarum is the source of this 1884-nucleotide messenger RNA. RefSeq lists its product as uncharacterized. The record is from RefSeq and is a predicted model, not a curated record. The coding region runs from base 1 to 1884 and encodes 627 amino acids. The transcript has 3 exons. Lineage: Eukaryota; Fungi; Ascomycota; Eurotiomycetes; Eurotiales; Aspergillaceae.